UGUAAACCUUGUGUAAACCGUAUGCUAUGACACUAUCCAGCCUUCCUGAAUUAAAAUCAAUUUGGAAAAUCCACCCAUCUGAACUCAAUGGCUCUUACGAGACAAUUCAAUCGCCUUACUAUCUAGCCUGUUCAUCGCAAUCAAAUUCACCUUCCUAGACAAUUUAUCUUCAACCAACCACUCACAACUUACCCGAGCUCACAAGAUCCAGUUUAGACUUAUCAACGUCUUCAUACGUUGCCCCAAAGCUCAACAUAGCUAUCGCUCAUAUAAUUUCUUAUCGCACUGUCGAGCCCAACAGUGACUACGUAGUACGUAGUACUUUCUUGAGUUGUCCCAGGCCCAUUCUAUCCAUGUCGUGACUUAUCACAACCUUUGUUAAUGAGUGACUGGGAUCAAUUUCGGUAUUUUGUUCUCCUAAUCCACAUCUUACUAUCUGACCUCAUUCAGUGUCUCGAUCGUCUGAAAGAACUCGGGAGAAGUGAAAAAACAUCCGUUGGAGUCGCUUCAUGUUCUUCAGUAUCUGUUAUGGCUUCGACCAGGUUGUGGUUCGAGUUUGCAGUUUUAUCUUUGUAUGCUUGCGAACUUGAGGAGGGGAGAUUGGUUGCAAAUCUAGGAAGGGGAGAACUGGCUACCCAUACGCAGGGGAUAAGACUGGAGAUCCAAGCUGGACGAACAUAGCUGCAGAUUGGGCAAGAGUGGCUGUGAUCUCAGACCGCGGAACAUCGCUGGAGACCAAGGAUGGGGUGGGUGCGGUGAAAAUCUUUGGGAGAGUUGUUCAGUGCCAAGCAGUGGGUGGUGUGUCAAAAAUGCAAGGCAAUGAAUUUAUAUUGGGAACGAUUGGAACCCCUGUUUCGUUUUCUUGAAGAACUUACCUCAGAAUCAGAACUUUUAAAGGGCA
This is a messenger RNA of Suillus bovinus, 901 nucleotides long. RefSeq lists its product as uncharacterized. The record is from RefSeq and is a predicted model, not a curated record. The transcript has 2 exons. The coding region runs from base 382 to 681 and encodes 99 amino acids. Lineage: Eukaryota; Fungi; Basidiomycota; Agaricomycetes; Boletales; Suillaceae.